Messenger RNA from Sinocyclocheilus anshuiensis, 1596 nucleotides. RefSeq names its product adhesion G-protein coupled receptor G2-like. Gene Ontology annotation, biological process: cell surface receptor signaling pathway; adenylate cyclase-activating G protein-coupled receptor signaling pathway. Lineage: Eukaryota; Metazoa; Chordata; Actinopteri; Cypriniformes; Cyprinidae. Bases 1 to 1572 code for a protein of 523 amino acids. Gene Ontology annotation, molecular function: G protein-coupled receptor activity. The transcript has 12 exons. Gene Ontology annotation, cellular component: plasma membrane. The record is from RefSeq and is a predicted model, not a curated record.
AUGCGGAGACUCUCAAUGGGGAAUCGGUUCAACACUGCAACUGGAAUUGUUCACCAGUUCAGCGAUGAACAGGUGGACAUUCAGAGGUUCCAAACCCUGUUACUGGAAGCACCUAACGAUAAAUCAGGUGUGUUUGAUCAGGGAAUUGUGGAAAAGAAAGCCAUCCAUGGCAUUAUAAAUAUUAAUAAUUCUGAGCAAUCCAAGACCUACUAUCAAGAGGAUCUUUCCAUCAUUGUGGUUAAGAUGAAUUUAAGCACGACAAAUGAUUUUGUACAAAUCGCCGCUCCAGGGGUAUUAAAUUAUGAUGAAGUAGCUGAUACACAGAUCCCAGUUGAGCCUUUCAAAAAUGAGAAUGAGAGCAAAAUUGGCAUAGUUACCUACGAUUCUGAUCAGCACUUAAAGGUUCAAAUCCCACCCAUUUAUGAUUUUCAAGCGAGAAAUAAAUUGUUUGCCUCCAAAGUCAUACGGAUUGAAGUCCCUGAACGUGACAUUGUAAAUUUGAUCAAUCCACUUAAUAUGAGCUUCAAACUUAAUUACACAAACGACACAUCUUUAUAUCUAAAGAACUACAACCUGUCCUGUCAAUUCUAUGAUGAAAACGGAGACGGAACCUGGAAAGCGGAUGGCUGUAACACCACUGCGAUCAGUGAUAAUGUUGUGGAGUGUUACUGUAACCAUAUGACCCCUUUUGCUGUGCUUCUGAUCAGCUUGAAUGACUCAACAAUAUCCGAAAAGCAAUGGGAAAUCUUGUCGUACAUCAGCUAUGUAGGCUGCGGUCUCUCUACGUUCUUUUCUGCCACCACUGUCUUGUCAUUCAUUUUCAACAGUAAUGCAAGGGCAGAAGUGUCCAGCAGCAUUCACGUGUCUCUGAGCGGCGCUCUGUUUCUCCUCAACAUGAGCUUCAUGCUCAGCGAGUGGGCCGCUACACUGACUGUGAAAGAAGUGUGCGUGUUUAUUGCUGGGACGAUACACUACAGCCUGCUGUGUUCUUUCACCUGGAUGGCUGUUGAAGCCUUGCACCUCUACCUUCUUCUCAUCAGAGUCUUCAACAUUUACAUCAGACAUUACAUGGUCAAGCUGUCUCUGAUUGGGUGGGGAGUCCCUGCAGUUAUUGUUGGUGGCUUGCUGUCAGUUAAUAACAUGUAUGGUAUAACUGAGAUGAAAUUUUCUGAUACGAAUACAACAAAUCAAAUUUGCUGGAUCAGAGACCCUCACGUCCUGUAUGGCGUGAACAUUUUCUACUUCUCCAUCGUAUUCCUGUUCAAUUUAGCAAUCCUAAUCACAGUGUCCAGACAGAUCCUUAGGCUACGACAUGUGGGCAACAGGCAUGACAAGAUGCAAGUUUGGAAGGAUGCUGGCACAGUUUUGGGCCUCAUGUGUCUGGUGGGUACAACAUGGGGCUUGGCCUUCUUCAGCUAUGGAUAUAUCAACUACCCGAUACUCUACCUAUUCUGCAUCUUAAACACAAUGCAAGGGUUUUACAUCUUUGUGUGGAUGUGUGCUACAGCGAGGAAAAACAGAGCGCAAACACCUCAUUCCAAGUCUAAAUCCACUCUGGACACCUCCAAAUAAAGUCCUCUCAUUCAUUUCUCUUAC